This is a messenger RNA of Saccharomycopsis crataegensis, 3138 nucleotides long. It is a transcript of the gene CRM1, whose product is annotated as exportin CRM1. The record is from RefSeq and is a predicted model, not a curated record. Gene Ontology annotation, biological process: ribosomal small subunit export from nucleus; ribosomal large subunit export from nucleus; protein export from nucleus. The transcript has a single exon. Lineage: Eukaryota; Fungi; Ascomycota; Saccharomycetes; Ascoideales; Saccharomycopsidaceae. The coding region runs from base 1 to 3138 and encodes 1045 amino acids. Gene Ontology annotation, cellular component: nucleus; cytoplasm. Gene Ontology annotation, molecular function: nuclear export signal receptor activity; small GTPase binding.
AUGGAAUCCAUUCUUGAUUUUUCUAAGGAUUUUGAUGUGGAGCUUCUAGACCGUGUUGUCAUGGUGUUCUACAGCGGAUCAGGACCUGAACGCCAAACCGCUCAACAAGUCCUUACCGCCUUCCAAGAACACCCUGACUCCUGGCAAAGAGCAGGCCAGAUCUUGGAAUCGUCUAAAGACCCUCAAAGUAAAUACAUUGCCCUCCAGAUUUUGGAUAAAUUAAUCACCUCCCGCUGGAAGCUCUUGCCAAUGGAGCAACGAUUGGGCAUCAGAAAUUUUGUCGUCAACAUGAUCAUCGCUCUUUGUGAUGACGACCAACAAUUUGUCUCCCAAAAAUCAUUGAUCAAUAAGUGCGACUUGGUCUUGGUCCAGAUCUUGAAGAAGGACUGGCCUGCCGAUUGGCCAAAUUUCAUUCCUGAAUUGGUUGCCUCUUCUAGAGCCGGGUUCAACGUGUGCGAAAACAAUAUGAUCAUCUUGAAAUUAUUAUCGGAAGAAAUCUUUGAUUUUUCUAAUGAAAAGAUGACACAGGCUAAAACUAAGAAUUUAAAACUUACUUUAUCCAAAGAAUUCCAAGAAAUUUUUAAGUUGUGUUACGAAGUGUUGGAUAAAGCAAGCAAACCAUCUCUCCUUGCCGCCACCCUUGACUGCUUACUCAGAUAUUUACAUUGGAUCCCAUUGCCAUAUAUUUUUGACACUGAUUUAUUGGAUUUGGUGAGUUUGAAGUUUUUGCAAGCAGAAAGCACCAGAGCAAUCACCAUCAAGUGUCUUACAGAAGUGUCUUCACUUAAUGCCGACCAAUACAACGAGAAGUUCUUUGUUAUGUUUAGAAACUCUUUGGAACAAAUUAACUCAAUUGUCCCUCUUGGUACUGAUCUUAGAACUUCCUACAGAACCGCCAGAUCAUUUGAUCAAGCUUUCUUACAAGAUUUAGCCAUGUAUUUAAGUACAUUUUUGAGUAAUCAUUAUGAUUAUUUAGAAAAGAACGAAAACUAUAAACCAAUAUUAUUGACCGCCAACGAAUAUUUAGUGGAACUCUCGAGAAUUGAAGAGCGCGAAUUAUUCAAAACUUGUUUGGAUUACUGGCUCAAAUUGGUGUCUAGUUUAUACGGUGAGGUCAGAAAGUUGCCACAAACUGAAUUGAGUCCAUUAUUGCAGUUGGGUUAUAAUCAGAGUUUCAAUCCUUCUGCGGGUGCUCCAAAUCCUAAGUUGUUGGAGAAAUUCCCACUCAGAAAACAUAUCUACAAUGACAUCCUUUCUAAAUUGAGAUUGGUGGUCAUUGAAUCUAUGGUUAGACCAGAAGAAGUUUUAAUUGUUGAAAAUGAUGAAGGGGAAAUUGUCAGAGAAUUCGUUAGAGAAAGUGACACCAUUACUUUGUAUAAAUCCAUGAAAGAAUUAUUGGUGUAUUUGACCCAUUUGGAUGUCACGGACACUGAACAAAUCAUGACCACAAAAUUGGCGAAACAAAUUGAUGGCUCCGAAUGGUCAUGGCAUAACAUUAACACUUUGUGUUGGGCUAUUGGGUCGAUUUCUGGUACCAUGACUGAAGAUAUGGAAAAAAGAUUCUUGGUUACAGUUAUAAAAGAUUUAUUGGCACUCACAGACAUGAAGAGAGGUAAGGAUAAUAAAGCAGUGGUGGCUUCCAACAUCAUGUAUAUUGUUGGACAGUAUCCACGUUUCUUGAAAGCCCACUGGAAAUUCUUAAAGACUGUGGUGAAUAAAUUAUUCGAAUUCAUGCACGAAACCCAUGAAGGUGUUCAAGAUAUGGCUUGUGAUACUUUCAUUAAAAUCACCGACAAGUGUAAAAAACACUUUGUGUUGAUUCAUACUGGAGAAAAAGAACCAUUUAUUGAUGAAAUUAUCAGAACCCUUCCACAAAUCACUGAAGAUUUACAGCCCCAACAGCUUCAUACUUUCUACGAGGCUUGUGGUGUUAUAGUAAGCGCUCAGCCAUCAAAAACUUCCAGAGAUAGACUCAUUAAAGAUUUGAUGCAUUUGCCAAACGUUGCUUGGGGUGCUAUUAUGGAAGAAGCAAACAACGACCCAGAAUUGUUAUCAAAUUCAGAAACCGUGAAAAUCAUUGCCAAUAUUAUUAAAACAAAUGUUUCUGUGUGUAAAUCGUUAGGUUCAGCAUUCUAUGGUCAAUUAGGGUUUAUCUACAUCGACAUGUUGUCGUUAUACAGAGCCACCAGUGGUCUAAUUUCAAAUACUGUUGCCCAGGAAGGGGAAAUCGCCACUAAAACUCCAAAAGUGCGUGGAUUGAGAACUAUUAAGAAGGAAAUCUUGAAAUUAAUUGAAACUUAUAUUUCAUCUGCUAGCAAUUUAGAUGAGGUGGUUAAAGAUUUGAUUGAACCUUUAUUGAGUGCCGUGUUGGAUGAUUAUAGAACAAAUGUAGCCGAUGCCAGAGAUGCUGAAGUAUUGAACUGUAUGAGAACUGUGGUUGAUAAAGUCGGACCUAUGAUUGGCGAUGCCGUGAUAUUGAUUUUACAGAAUGUGUUUGAGUGUACUUUAGAUAUGAUAAACAAGGAUUUCACUAACUACCCAGAACAUCGUGUGGAAUUCUACAAAUUAUUGCAAACUAUCGACGCUAGAUCAUUCAACGCCUUGUUGAACUUAUCUGGUGAUGCCUUCAAGCAGUUAGUUGAUGCUAUUUUAUGGGCGUUCAAGCAUAAUAAUAGAGAUGUCGAGGAUGCUGGUUUGACUCUCGCUGUCGAACUUUUGAGAAAUAUUGAGAGAUUGGGCGAAACUCCUUUCACCACGGCUUUCUACCAAAGCUUCUAUUUCUCGAUAUUAUCGGAUACCUUUUAUGUGAUCACCGACAGUGACCACAAGGCUGGGUUUGUAUUACAAGCGCAAUUGUUGGCCAAAUUGAUUGAAUUGGUAGAAUCCUCGAAAAUCAACGUUCCAUUAUAUAAAGAAGGUGAAGUUCCACCAGGUACCUCCAACUCUCUUUACUUGAAAGAAUUUACCGCUAAUAUGUUGAGUAAUGCUUUCCCACAAUUACAGCAGGAACAAGUCUCGUCGUUUAUUAUUGCAUUAUUCAAGAAUUACGGGGACUUGCCUAAGUUUGAGAAUAUUAUGAAGGACUUCUUGGUGCACAUUAAGGAGUAUGAUAGUGACCCAGCUGACUAUGAGCAGUGA